This is a messenger RNA of Phaeoacremonium minimum UCRPA7, 456 nucleotides long. RefSeq lists its product as hypothetical. Lineage: Eukaryota; Fungi; Ascomycota; Sordariomycetes; Togniniales; Togniniaceae. The coding region runs from base 1 to 456 and encodes 151 amino acids. The transcript has 2 exons. The record is from RefSeq and is a predicted model, not a curated record.
AUGUCUGCUUCCAACCAGGCUGCUGCGGCUCCAGGCCUCCUGAGCGAUCGUCUCACUGAUCCUCAGGACCAUCAUGUUAUCAGCAUCCCUCGCACUGGUGGUAACUUCUACAAGGCUCCUCCCGGAGUCAAUGAUCACUAUUGGAUCAGAACAUUGAACCGUGCGGAUACACGCCUCCGCAAGCUUGCUCGAGCUAAUCAGGGAGGCUAUUCUCUGUACAGCGGCCCUCGCCAAAACCACCGUGAAGCUGCUCGUGCCGCCAUAGCCUACAGAAUUCUGGCUAACGAUCUGGCUGCUGCUUCUGCCGAUGCCUCUCUCAACGGCCGUAAGGGCGACAGAGCUCGAGCUCUGAUGCUGCAUCGUUCGAUCCUUCCCCCUGAGUUCUUCCACUUCAUGCUUGCUCAUGGCUUGGAUAUCGACAAGGCUACCUGGAUAACUACUAUUGUUCGAUACUAG